Messenger RNA from Aspergillus affinis, 894 nucleotides. RefSeq lists its product as uncharacterized. The record is from RefSeq and is a predicted model, not a curated record. The transcript has a single exon. Lineage: Eukaryota; Fungi; Ascomycota; Eurotiomycetes; Eurotiales; Aspergillaceae. The coding region runs from base 1 to 894 and encodes 297 amino acids.
AUGGCACAACAGCCAACAUAUAUCCUCGCCCCCAACUUCCACUUCAAACCCGGAACAGGGCCGAUCGCGUUGGGCAACAUCAUAGCAGACCCGCUAAGACCGCACCGAGCUCUCACGACUGUGGAUGCGACAACAUUAAAAGCAGCAUAUCCACGGAUCGAAACAUUUACCGACUACGAGAGAAGCAUUACUCGAGGAAGCAGUCGCGAUGUCUCGAUGAGCGUGUGGGCGGAAUUCCUAAACAGUGUAUCCGCGAAAGUCUCGGGCAGCCGGGGCAGCGAUGUGCAAUCAACAUAUACGAUGGACUCCCUUGAGUCAAUGUUUUUCGUGAACGAUCCGACACUAGAAGAGAUCCGCUCUCGUUUGAAAGCUCCUAUGGUUCAGGCGGUCACUAAGGCGGGUAGGAUCCCUGGAUUCAGGACGCCCGUUUACAUGGUUACGGGUCUAAUGGUUGCCAAGGGAUUCUCCGCCGACCUGGAAAAUACACAACGACGCGGCGGAGAGGUUGAGCUUAGCGGAAACGCCCCUUCGCCGGUCGGUCAAGUUGGUGCUGGAGCUGGCCUGGCGCGAUCUACGAGCACCGAGAAGGCAGAUCAAUGGAAAGCCGGGGAGGACAUUGUCUUUGCAUACCAGCUUCUCAAGAUUGAGGUCAAAGGCUGGAAAGGAGAUCGAAUCAUCUAUGACGAGCUGAGGCAUAAGAGUGCUUUAUUAAGCAACGAUGAGGAAGAUGAUACAGACGAUGAAGAGGAGGAGGAAGAGGAGGAAGGCUUGCAAGAGGUUGUGAUUAGUUCAAUUCGCGCCGAUAAUCUACCAAGCGGUCGCGAUGCAGGAGGGUUUGCUGUCUCAGAACUUGGUGAAAACCAGGAUCAUGUUCACUGUAUAUUUACAACAUGA